GCAAACCUGCCUUUCACGUGCUAGCAACUGCCGGAUAACGGCAACUUUUGCUGGCAACUCAGGUCGGUUGCUAAUAAUGGAAUCGACUGUAGUUCUAAACAACACAAGCUAAAAUCUCCAAGGGAAUGGUCCGAGGGAACGAGGAUCAAAAGGUGGAAGAGCUGCGCUGCCCCCCUCUCCAGUUGCCACCUGCCAAGAUGGUGCUAUCGGCCUGCCGGGGGGUGCUGUCCCUGGCUGCCCUAGCACUGCUCCUGCUCGUCUGCCUGGCUCCCGAUGGUUCAAGAGGGAAUAAACUUAAGCUGAUGCUUCAAAAACGCGAAGCUCCUGCACCAGCUAUGACUGAGGUGUCAGUAAAAGAAAAUACGGCCAAGGAGUUCUUAAGCAGCCUGAAACGCCAGAAGCGCCAACUGUGGGACAGGACUCAACCCGAUGUGCAGCAGUGGUAUCAGCAAUUCCUCUACUUGGGAUUUGAUGAAGCCAAAUUUGAAGAUGACGUCUCCUACUGGACAAACCUGGGACGUGGUGGCAAUGAAUAUUAUGGAGGCUACUACCAGAACCAUUUUGAUGAAGAUGCACCUAUUGGGCCCCGAAACCCACACACCUUCAGGCAUGGAGCAAAUGUCAACUACGACGAUUAUUAACCUUGUUUAUUCUACUGUAACUAAGAAUUGUAUGUCUGUAUCGGAUUGAGCUAAGCCCUAGCCUCACUAACUCACAUUCUCUCUCUCCCUCUACCCUCUUUUUUUAUAGUAGCCAUUUGUUAUAAACAAGGAGAAGAAAGAAACUGUCUAGCACAGAAGCCUAUUUGGAAUGGGCUUCUAUAAAUACUUAAUAGUACACUAUGUAUAAGUGUUAGAAUUAAAGUCUUUUGGUAGAAUAAGCAUUUUUCCAUUUCUUGGGUAGAGUUUGCAAUAGCUGACCAUUUCAAAGCACUACAUUAUUAGGGAUUACAUUUUCAAGGGCUUUUUACUCAUUCUUAAAAACCGAUUGCCUAAUUCCAUGAUUUCAUCAAUUUUGGUAUAUUUUAUAAGACAAUGCGUUACAAUAUGCUCAGUUAUUUAGGUCUGUGUCAGUACUGUAAAUAAAUCCUACCCUCUUAGAGGAAAAAAUGUUUCCUCAAAUUUAAACA
Molecule: messenger RNA, 1129 nt
Organism: Trachemys scripta elegans
Lineage: Eukaryota; Metazoa; Chordata; Testudines; Emydidae
Gene: ECRG4
Product: ECRG4 augurin precursor
Exons: 5
Coding region: 126-641 (171 amino acids)
Biological process (GO): central nervous system development; anaphase-promoting complex-dependent catabolic process; cellular senescence
Source: RefSeq, a predicted model, not a curated record